AUGGCCAAUGCCUUUGCCACGCUCGACGACAACUCGGCCGCCGGCUCCGUCGCGGGCGGCCUGGGCAACUACGACCGUGCCGGCGGCUCCGGCGAGCUGGACCUGAUCCCGCAGCGCAGCGCUCCGCCGCCGCCCGGCAGCUCGCCGGGCUCGCGCUACGGCGGCGCCGCGGCUGCCUCGUCGGCCGGCGCCAGUGCCUCGGCGUUCGUGCGGCCCGGCACGUCGAGCUCCUCGUCGUCGCCGUACGCGCCCAAGCCGCAGCGCUCUUCGUACAUCGCUGGCUCCUAUCGCCCCGGCGGGCCGUCGGGCCUCACGAGUGCAGGUGCGGCACCCACACGUCCCGGUCUGCCGAGCACCAACACCGGGCUGCCCUCGAGCUACUCGAGCUCCUCUGGCAGCGCGGGCGGUCCUCCGCGGCCCGUGCGCUCAAACACAAACGACGGCAACAUGUACAGCUUUGCCGCGCCGGCCGGCUCGUCGAGCGGCUUUGCACCGCCGUCCGGUGCGCGCGCGCACGCCAGUGUCUCGGGUCCCGCUCCGUCGCCGCACCUCACUGCCAGCUCGCCGCUCGGCAGCUCGUCGCCCAACUUUGACGCGGCAGGCGCCGGCUCGCCGAAUCUCGAGGGCGACGCCUACGGCAGCGGCGGCUCGCAGAGCCACUUUGUCCAGGGCUCCCGCUCGCGCGAUGGCGGCGCGGGCGGACCCGGCGGACGCAACACGUUCAAGUCGGCGUUUGGCGGCUUCCUGAACUCGAUGAGUGAUGUCUUCUCGCAGCAGAAGAAGAUCGAGAUCUCCACGCCCUACGACCCCGUGCACUUGACGCACGUGGGCUUCAACUCGGACACGGGAGAGUUCACGGGUCUGCCGAAGGAGUGGCAGCAGCUGCUGCAGGACUCGGGCAUCUCAAAGCAGGACCAGGAGGCGAAUCCGCAGGCCGUGAUGGACAUCGUGGCCUUCUAUCAAGACGCCACGCAGAACGCCGCCGACGAGGAUGCAGUGUGGAAGAAGUUCGGCAUGGCCAAGGGCCCCGCCUCGCCCCUGCUCGGCGCGGGCGGAGCACAGGAGAGACGGCCGUCGGAUGCAGGCGCAGGCGUGCCGCCGCCGCCGCCGAGCAAGACGGUGUAUGAGAAGCCGCGCGCGGCGCCGCCGCCACCAGGCCCCGCCGUGGGCCUGCAGGCCAAGAAGUCUCUGCGACGACCCACGUCCGCCGAGCUGCGCGCCGGCGGCGCACCGCAGCCUGCGGCGGGUGCCGGCGGCGAUCUCAAGCCCGCACGACCGGCGCCCGCACCUGCGUCGGCGCCCUCCAAGCCCGUGCCGCUGCCCAAGCCUGCGGCCGGCGCCAGUUCUGCGCCCACGAGCAGUCGUUCCUCGCCGGCGCAGCGCGCGCCCGACCUGCCCGCCGCGCCGCCGAAGGCGCCCUCGCCCGCCGCGGGUGCGGUAGCGGCAGGCGCCGUGGCCAAGUCGCAGAAGGGCCCCGGCGCCACGCCGCGCCGGCGAGAGACGAAGAAGGCGGGCAUGAACGACGCGGACGUCAUUGCGCGCCUGCAGGCCAUCUGCACCGAUGCCGACCCGACGAAGCUGUACCGCAGCCUCGUCAAGAUCGGGCAGGGCGCGUCUGGCGGCGUGUACACGGCGUACCAGGUCGGCUCGAACCACUCCGUGGCGAUCAAGCAGAUGAACCUCGAGCAGCAGCCCAAGAAGGACCUCAUCAUCAACGAGAUUCUCGUCAUGAAGGAGUCGCGCCACCGCAACAUUGUCAACUACAUCGACUCGUUCCUCUUCAAGGGCGACCUGUGGGUCGUGAUGGAGUACAUGGAGGGCGGCAGCCUCACCGACGUGGUGACGUGCAACAUCAUGACCGAGGGCCAGAUUGCGGCGGUGAGCCGCGAGGUGCUCGAGGGCCUCAAGCAUCUCCAUGCCAAUGGCGUCAUUCACCGCGACAUCAAGAGUGACAACAUCCUGCUGAGCAUGAACGGCGACAUCAAGCUGACCGACUUUGGCUUCUGUGCGCAGAUCGGCGAGUCGCAGGCCAAGCGCACGACGAUGGUCGGCACGCCCUACUGGAUGGCGCCCGAGGUGGUGACGCGCAAGGAGUACGGGCCCAAGGUCGACAUCUGGUCGCUGGGCAUCAUGUGCAUUGAAAUGGUCGAGGGCGAGCCGCCGUAUCUCAACGAGAACCCGCUGCGUGCCCUCUACCUCAUUGCCACGAACGGCACGCCCAAGAUCAACAACCCCGAGAAUCUCUCGGCCACGUUUCGCGACUUUCUCAAGACGUGUCUCGACGUCGAUGCCGAGCGGCGGCCCGAUGCCACCAGCAUCCUUGGCCACUCCUUCCUCAAGUACUGCGACUCGCUGCGCACCCUCUCGCCGCUCAUCAAGGCGGCGCGCGAGCAGAACAAGAAGUGA
Tilletiopsis washingtonensis is the source of this 2406-nucleotide messenger RNA. Its product is annotated as Pkinase-domain-containing protein. Gene Ontology annotation, cellular component: cytoplasm. Bases 1 to 2406 code for a protein of 801 amino acids. The transcript has 7 exons. The record is from RefSeq and is a predicted model, not a curated record. Gene Ontology annotation, molecular function: ATP binding; protein serine/threonine kinase activity. Gene Ontology annotation, biological process: regulation of MAPK cascade; intracellular signal transduction; protein phosphorylation. NCBI's taxonomy places the organism in Eukaryota, Fungi, Basidiomycota, Exobasidiomycetes, Entylomatales.